AUGUUGUCUUCGCUGAUGGCAAAUGAUUUGCGCUUAUCUAUGACUAAUGUCGUCUUCAACAACAACGAGGAGUUAGGUGAACAUUGUCGCCAGUUUCAUAGAGGGAAAGGGAUCGAGGGAACAUCAAGAAACGCUCAAGAAAGGGCCUCCCUAGAAGAUGAACCAAAAGAUGAUAUAGCAACAGAAGAGGUUGACGCUAGUGAUUGUCGGAGGAACGAAGAACCAGUGGUGGACAGUGUGGUGUUUCAGUGCAAUGAGUGCACAUACGUUCUAUUCAACAGCCGCGACCAGUUAGUUGAACAUCGCUGCCAGUUUCACAAAGGGAAAGCGAUCGCGGGAACAUCAAGAAACGCUCAAGAGAAGGCCUUCGUGGAAGAUGAAGAUGAUAUAGCGACCGAUGGUGAUGAAUAA
Microthlaspi erraticum is the source of this 411-nucleotide messenger RNA. The record is from the annotation of a GenBank genome assembly. Lineage: Eukaryota; Viridiplantae; Streptophyta; Magnoliopsida; Brassicales; Brassicaceae.